ACACUGUAACAGCUUUUCUGAUAACAAUUGUAAUCGAUAACAAAAUAAAAGCGGACAAAACAUAAACAAUUUGUACAAAACAUUGAAUAUCACAUAAAAAUAGCAUCGUUUCUUAAUUAGUUUACUAUUUAUUAGUUUAUAGUUAAGUUUAGCAAAUUCACUCAAUGAUGACGUGUGGAACAUGUCGAGGACACAAGGAAAAAAGCAUAAAGUGCCUGGUUGCAGCUUUGGACACGAUCAAGGAACAUGCAUUAAUGAUGCAGCGGGAGUCUGAGGAGAGCGCCAAGACUAUAGAAACGUUAAAAGCCCAUAACGAUAAGUUGCACAGGGCCCUGGAUUUGCUUAAAGAACGCCAAGAGUCCAUUGUUCAAGUGGAGAAGCGGCGGAGAGUCUCUCCCAAGAGAAAGAAAGAUGACAUAUCCCCACUGCCCCAAAGCCAGGACUCCCUCAACAUGAAUAUAGCAAUAAACAGCAUCGACAUCUCCGAUGAGGACUUUGAAAUGGAGGAAGAGGAAAGCAUUGCAGAAACGGAACCCGCUAUCAGUCCUCGUAAAUUGAGACUUCCGAGUCGAAAGCAUGAUAUUCGGAACCUGGAAAACAUGCAGCCGAAUAAUGUCUCUACAGCGAACCAGGGCUGGCUCCGCAGAACGCCUAAAAAUUCCGGUGUUUUAACUAAACUGUCUCUCACUCAAAAAGGCAGCAACUUGAACUUGAAGCAAACCCGUUUAAAGUUCGAGGGAAAUAAAACAAGUGCCAGCGAAAAGGAUGUGAUCGAGGAAAGCCCCAAUGUGAGUUCAAGCUCAAAGCGGGCGCGUCCUCCUCGAUCUUUAUUGCAGAGCCAAGUUUGCAGUGCCGCCACCGAGAACGCUUUAAACGCCAACGACUCGAAAACGACUGGUAGCAGCGAUAACAAAGUGUCCAACCUCACAUUUGAGAUGAACGAGGACGACAUUGACCCGGACACUCAGAUAAUGCCGCCACCAGGUUCCCCUCCAGCUUUAAAAAUCGACGAAUCUUCCGACAGUGUGGUUCUGCUUACUCCUGCCACUCAGGACAUAAUCUUCCUAAACGAUACCACAGAGGAUAUUAAUAAAAUGGGAACAAUGGAUAUGCUUGCGGAGAUUAUGAAGGAGGACGACGAUGCCUGUUCCAACGCUUUGAGGCAAUUCGAGAAAAAAAUGAUAGAUCAGCAAAAGCAGGUCGAAAAUAAUCCCCCUAAACCUUUAAAGGCAUCUAUUCCAAAAGCUAAUGUCAUAAAAGAAGAACCCGUUUCCCAAAUGGAAUCAGAUUUAGGUAAUGAAUCGACAAAAAUGCCAGAGGAUAUUGAAAAGUAUAUGUUGGACAUUGAAAACGAGGAUAGCAAAGAAUCGGAGGAGGAGUUUCCCCAACCCAUUGUCAUUAAGGAAGAAAAUUUGAGCUUCAAAGAUCGAUACAACAUUGAUUGCGAGGAAUGUGAAAAGUUUAUAAACUUUAUGGGCCCUAAUUUGACUGAUGAAAAAAUUAAAUCCUAUUUGAGAAACUGCAAGCAUAUCGGCGAUGGAAACGCAUCACCACCUGGGUUCUGGAAUCCGCAUAUGGUUUCCUUUGCAGAAAACGAUCCCAGGAAUGAGGUUUUGAUAGAUACACGGUUCCGUGACGGUGCAAAAAAUCUACAGAAAAAAUGAUUACUUUAUUUGAACGCAUUCCAUUUAUUAUUCAUAUUGAAUUGUAAUUGUUUAGUUUACAAGUUGCCACGUUUGGCCUGCUCAAUUUCAAUGGCCGUGAACAGAGACUUGAAGUUUCCAGCACCAAAUCCCUGAAAUAGUUAGAAAAUCAAUGAAUAUUCUUAGCAAUAAUAGUUUAAGUAAUAAAUCUUACGUUGUGA
Molecule: messenger RNA, 1864 nt
Organism: Drosophila ananassae
Lineage: Eukaryota; Metazoa; Arthropoda; Insecta; Diptera; Drosophilidae
Exons: 4
Coding region: 165-1664 (499 amino acids)
Source: RefSeq, a predicted model, not a curated record